CUAACAUGCUAAUGGUGGCUAAUGGCAGAGUUCAGAGUCAAGUUUAUGAACUGAUGAACUACAAUAAAGUUAGAUAAACUGGUUAGUUAGCAGCUGCUUGACUCAUUAACGUGAGUCAGAGACUCUCAGUCGGUUAUUUUGGUCCAGAUAAAAACUACAGACGGACUGACUCUAAGUAGCCGCAGAGUUAGCCUGGUGUUAGCCUGGUGCUAACAGGGUGGUGGAGUCUGCAGGAUGCUGAGAGAAUGAUUAAUUUAACUGAUUAUAUCGUCGUAGAUCAUUGUUGCAAACAGCUGGAGGCGGUGGAGAGGAUCGUGGAUAAGAGGAAGAACAAAAAGGGGAAGGUGGAGUACCUGGUCAGGUGGAGAGGUUACGGUUCAGAGGAGGACACCUGGGAGCCUGAGAGUCACCUGUCCACCUGUAUGAUCUAUGUCCACGAGUUUAACCGUCAGUACGCCCAGUGCCAGAGAGACACCACGUUACUACGUUCCACCCGAAGCUCGCCUGCCCUCCACCUCAGCUCCGCCCACAGACUGCCCUUCAGGCCGCCGCCCUCCCCCGCAGCUCGUGCUGACAUCAGCAGUGACAUCAGCAUAGGUUUAACUGGAGACUGUAACCAGGUAAAACCUCCGGUCGGCCCGGCUCACCCGCCCCCUGUCGGCCCUGCCCGCCCGGCCUCCAUUGGCUCUCAGCAGCCGGCUGACAGAUUCAGUGGUCUGAUGUCCACGGCUCCAGCUGGCUCGGCCCGCCGUAGCGUGGAUCUGUCCAAGACCGGCAUCAAGAUCCUGGUCCCCAAGAGUCCGAUGAACAGCCGUCUGGACUCAGAGGAGUCUCCCAGCGAGGCGGCUCACAGCUUGGAGGCCGGAGCUCAGGAGGCUCACCUGGUCCCACCUGAGGUUGCACUGCUGGAGAAACCCGCCGGAGUCCAGCUGGGGCCCGGAGAGGAGAGGGCCCGCAUGGGGACCAGACCCCGCAGCCAGAACCCCGUACCCCCGCCCCGAGCCCCCAUCACACCUGCCGCCAUGCGCUCCCUCAGUGGCACAGGUAACUCCGCGUUGAUGGAAGCUGUCGCUGCCAAUGGGAUGUCAGUUGUGCAGAGUGCUGUCACUGGAGCAACCAGUGUGACAGGGAAACGGCGUCUAGAGGAACGUUCUGCCUUCGACAAACGUCUAAGGUUCAGCGUUCGACAGACAGAGAGCGCCUACCGUUACCGAGACAUCGUGGUGAAGAAACAGGACGGGUUCACCCACAUCCUGCUGUCCACCAAGAGCUCCGAGAACAACACACUCAACCCUGAGGUGAUGAAGGAGAUUCAGAGUGCCAUGGCGACGGCGGCGUCAGAUGACAGUAAGCUGGUGUUACUCGGCGCUGUCGGCAGCAUCUUCUGCUUUGGCCUCGACUUCCUGUACUUCAUCAGACGCCUGACAGAUGACAGGAAGAAGGAGAGCAUUAAGAUGGCUGAAACCAUCAGGACCUUCGUCAACACCUUCAUCCAGUUCAGGAAGCCGAUUGUGGCGGCGGUGAAUGGGCCAGCGCUGGGCCUCGGCGCCGCCAUCCUGCCUCUGUGCGAUGUAGUGUGGGCCAAUGAGAAGGCCUGGUUCCAGACACCGUACACGUCCUACGGCCAGACGCCCGACGCCUGCUCGUCCUUCACCUUCCCUCGUAUCAUGGGCCUUGCCUCAGCUAACGAGCUGUUGCUGAGCGGCAGGAAGUUGACGGCUCAGGAGGCGUGCUGUAAGGGUUUGGUGUCUCAGGUUCUGUGGCCGGGAACCUUCACACAGGAAGUGAUGCUGAGGAUCAAAGAGCUGGUGACCGUCGACUCUCUGGUCCUGAGGGAGUCCAAAGCCCUGAUGAGGAACACCAGCCGCAGUGCUCUGGAGCAAGCUAACGAGCGCGAGUGUGAAGCCCUGAAGAGAGUCUGGGGUUCGUCACAGGGAACAGACUCCAUCCUGCAGUACCUGCAGAGGAGAACCGAUCUCUGCUAGGACCUGGAACUGGACCAGGACAGGGAUCUGGAGCUCAGAUGACUCUGAUCCUCUGGGUUGGAGCAGUGACUAAGAGUUCAACAGGAAACUCUGAACGUUUUCUUUUUGUUGUUAAACUUUAAAUUAUCAUCACUCCAGCUGUUCCAGGUGUUUGAUACGAAGAUCUGUUUCACCUGUGUCCCCACCACACGUCCAGGAUGUGUUUAGCCUAGCUUAGCACAAAGACUGGAAGCAGAGACUACUAGCUUACCUCAUUUAACCCACAGUGACUUUCAGACAAUGAGCAUGUGUGUUCAGGUGUUGAUCCCUCAGUUUGGUCUGACAGGUGUGUGUUACUUGUAAUACAAUCAAUUUGAUGUUUCAUGAUAUCAGCUAAAGGCUUUAACAGAGGAACAACAGAGGAUUCACAGUAGAACUCAGUGGAACAGCUCAGACAGCUGAUCAAUAUUUUACCUUAAACUCAACAAAUGAUUAUUAACGUAUUUUAAUGGGACUGUGAUAAACUGCUGCAGGAUGGACCGAGACACUCGGUGAUGUUAUCUGUGACUUUGUGCUAAGCUAGGCUAACGUGCUCUGUGUGCAGAGAGAGAUGAAACUCAAGCCUCAGACAGAGAACAGGAGUCAGAUGAAAUGUGGGACUGUUCCUUUAAAUGGAGAUGACCUCUGACCUUCUCCCAGAAUGAAUUUCUCCCUGUUGGAUUAAAGUGGAGCAGAAGCAGGAAAUGAACUAACGCAGACCUUUGACCUUUGUUUCCUCAGCUGCAGCUCUUGUUACAGACUUGUGUUUACUGCAGCGCCUCCAUCAGGACAAACUGCAGCUUUACACUCCUGUUCAGCCUGUCGGGAAUCAUGGGAGGUGACGCUGCGCUGUGGGUGGGGCCUGUCAGUCAUGUGAUUAUCUGUCCAGGUGAUUUCUUACAGGUCAGAUUAAACAGAUCUGUCACAUGUCAGUAAGUCCUCCAGGUUCACCUGAGAACUUCAAAGGUGCAGUUCAACAGUUAAAUGAAUCCUACAGCCAGCAGCUGAUUAACUUAGCAUAAAGGCUCAAAACAGGAGGAACAAUUAGCUUAGCUUAGCAUAAAUACAGGAAACAGUGGAGCAACAACCUGGCUCUAUUUCUCAGCUCCUCUGAAGAUCAAAGGUUAAAUCUGUGAUUUUGUAAUGGGUCAGUAUUUAACAGGUGGUUUUACAUUAACGCCCUUACCUGUUGAACACACCUGUCUGGAGUUUUAAUGUGAGAAUAUUCUACCUGCACCGUCCACCUCAGAAGAAGGAGGCUGUGAACAGACUGAUGUUUCUUAGAGCUCAGUGAGUCAGUUUUUAUGCUAAGCUAUGCUAACUGUCUGCAGUUUUUAUGCUAAGCUAAAGGUCUGCAGUUUUUAUGCUAAGCUAGGCUAACUGCAGUUUUUGUGCUAAGCUAGGCUGUUGAACUGCUCCUUCAACAGGAAUAAUCAGCCUCAGUCAGUGAUCCAGACUUUACUGGUCCAGACUUAACUGUAACUGUCAACGACAACAGGAAAUUCAUAAACAACUUUUCUAAAUCAUUUGACAGAAGUUUUUGUACAAAAACAAAAUAAACCAAUAAAAACCAGUUCCUGAA
Lates calcarifer (barramundi perch) is the source of this 3585-nucleotide messenger RNA. RefSeq names its product chromodomain protein, Y-like (gene cdyl). NCBI's taxonomy places the organism in Eukaryota, Metazoa, Chordata, Actinopteri, Centropomidae. The record is from RefSeq and is a predicted model, not a curated record. The transcript is spliced from 7 exons. Bases 246 to 1985 code for a protein of 579 amino acids. Gene Ontology annotation, cellular component: nucleus. Gene Ontology annotation, molecular function: transcription corepressor activity.